AUGGCAGAAGAAACCACAGCCCCAGUCACUCCUGCUGCACCAGCUAAAGAAGCCCAAGAAAGAGGUCAAGAAGAAGGCAGCCUCAAAGGCUAUACCUCUUUUUGGAAUGACUGUAUCUCCUCUGGGCUGAGAGGAUGCAUGCUCAUUGAGCUGGCUUUAAAGGGAAGACUGCAGCUGGAGCCGUGUGGCAUGAGAAGGAAGAGACUGCUCACCAGGAAGGUUUUCUGUAAAAAUGACAAUCCAGAAGGAGAAGAGGUGCUGCAGAAGACACUGGAGAGAAUGAAAGACUGUGAGCCACCGGUGUCUCGCAACACUCUGACCGCUUGGACGGAUCUGCUCCUUGGAUCGACGUGGAACCCCCUAAAGCUGCACUACAAGCUUAGAAACGUGUGUGAGCAUUUCGCCAAGCACUUGGUUGAGAAGGGUGUGCUUACCACAGAAAAGCAGAACUUCCUCCUGUUUGACAUGACCGUGCACUCGCUCACUAACGGCACCAUAAAACAACAACUUGUGUGGCAAGUUCAGGCAGCUGUGCUGGAUAAAUGGGUAAAUGAGCCCCAGAGAAUGGACAAGUGCUUGCUGGCACUGCUCUUCUUGGCCCACUCUUCUGACGUGAACUCAGAGUAA
Molecule: messenger RNA, 627 nt
Organism: Chanos chanos (milkfish)
Lineage: Eukaryota; Metazoa; Chordata; Actinopteri; Gonorynchiformes; Chanidae
Product: Golgi phosphoprotein 3-like
Exons: 8
Coding region: 1-627 (208 amino acids)
Biological process (GO): Golgi vesicle budding; Golgi to plasma membrane protein transport; retrograde vesicle-mediated transport, Golgi to endoplasmic reticulum
Cellular component (GO): cytosol; Golgi cisterna; trans-Golgi network
Molecular function (GO): phosphatidylinositol-4-phosphate binding
Source: RefSeq, a predicted model, not a curated record